GGCAUAUGUGGCGGAUCGUGCCCACGGCUGUUCGUUCUUUUUUUUCGAUACAACACAGCUCGAGCUAGCGAGACGGCGGUAACGACCACGGCUUGCACCUUGUGUACUUCUCACGCGCGUAAACACGCAGCCGGGCAGGCUAAAGCAAAGCGGCGUAUUGUGGCCACGAGACGAGUCGCAGGCUCACCGGCUUGAACGGCAAACGCGGUACGAUGUCGAAGGACGAGCACGAGUGCGCGAUACCCAACAUCAUACACGAUGUGAAUAGCGGCAAGAGCUAUACGAGGGGUCGCUUUUUCGGCAAGGGUGGCUUUGCAAAAUGUUACGAGAUCACAGAAUCAAGGUCACAUCAUGUGUUUGCCGGCAAGAUUGUGCCGAAAUCGUUAAUCACUAAGAGCAAUCAUAAGGAGAAAAUGACUCAAGAAAUUGCUAUUCAUCGUACUUUGAGUCACAGAAAUAUCGUUGGCUUUCAUGGUUUCUUUGAUGACAGUGACUACAUCUAUAUCAUCUUGGAGCUCUGUCGUAAGAGAUCGAUGAUGGAGUUGCACAAGCGCAGGAAAGCAUUGUCGGAGUGCGAAACUCGAUAUUACAUGAAGCAAAUCUUGGACGGAGUCUUCUAUUUACACCAACAUAAAAUUAUUCACAGAGACUUGAAGUUAGGAAAUCUGUUCUUGAACGACGAUUUGCAAGUAAAGAUAGGUGACUUUGGGUUGGCGACCAGAUUGGAGCACGACGGCGAACGGAAAAAAACUGUCUGCGGCACUCCGAAUUAUAUAGCGCCGGAAGUGCUAACAAAAGUUGGACACUCGUACGAGGCUGACGUGUGGAGUAUCGGUUGUAUAAUGUAUACUUUGCUCGUGGGCAAGCCACCGUUCGAGACAUCGAGCUUGAGGGAAACAUAUUCCAGGAUCAAGCAAGUGCAGUACAAAACGCCAACGAACAUAAGCAAGCCCGCCAUAAACAUGGUGGCCAGAAUGCUACAACUGAAUCCGUCCAAACGUCCUUCUAUUGCCAAGCUGAUGAAAGACGUUUUCUUCACUUCCGGAUAUUUGCCAACGAGUUUGCCGCUUUCCUGCCUGACAAUGGCACCUCGCUUAGACGUGCUGGAGUCACAUUGCACUCGCAAACCACUCGGCGAGAUGAACUUCAAUGGAUGCACGGAGACGGACAUCAUUACUUUCCGGAUGCCGAGCAGCCCAUCCAGUAAGCCUGCGAAGCCCAUUGACGUCAAUGAAGUGCAGAAAAUUAAUCACAAUAUCAAGAAGAUGCUCUAUACAUUGAAAGAACAGUUGGCUGCUGUGCUGAAGGCUAAGCCUGCUAGAGAAACAGUAUUAUCAACAGACGAAAUGACUGAUCCAGCGGCGCAACCUGUAGUUUGGAUAAGCAAGUGGGUAGAUUAUUCGGACAAAUAUGGCUUUGGGUACCAAUUGUCCGACGACGGAGUUGGCGUAAUGUACAACGAUGGUACGCGGCUAAUAAUGUUACCGAACUGUUUCAACGUACACUACAUCGACCGCGAUGGCGAGGAAUUGUACUACACAGUGAGAGAGUAUCCGACUGAUGUCGAGAAGAAGAUGAAACUGAUGAACUUCUUCGUGAAAUAUAUGAACGAGCAUCUGAUGAAGGCAGGCGACUCCAUCGCGAUAAAACAGAGCGACUCUAUCUCGAGAAUACCUUAUAUGCAUCAAUGGUUCAGGACUCCGACAGCAGUCGUGAUGCAGCUUACUAACGGCACUGUACAGAUUAACUUCUUAGAUCACACGAAAAUCAUCAUGUGCCCCUUGAUGGCGGCAGUCACUUACAUCGACGAGGAGAAGAACUUUAGGACUUACAGAUUCCAGACUAUUCAGGAGAGUGGUUGUUGCAGUGGACUCGCGAAGAAUCUUGUAUACGCCUACGAAAAGCUCGGGCUAAUGCUGAAGAGUCCCCAGGUCCGAUAAAAUUGUCCGCCCUGAGGGAAAACUACAGAAAGAGAGAGAGAAAGAUAUGGAAAAUAUGUGUGUAUGUGUGUAAGAGAGAGAGAGAGAGAGAGAAAGAGAAAGAGUGGAAUGAGAAAGAGCGUGAGAGGGGUGAGAGAAGAAAUAACAGAUGCCGCGCACUUAUCCGGCACCAAAAAAAAUUUAGGAACACCAUAUAUAUAUUUAUUUUUUUAGUAGCGCUAUCUUCGUAAACGAAAGGAACGAAUCGCGGUAUUUGUACAGACGUGUAGACUUUUGCUAGACAAUUUUUUUUCUUUCGUCUUUUUCCUUUUUUCUCUUUAUUUUUUCUCCCCCCUUUUUUUUUUAAUCACUGAGCGAGAUGAAAGGGCGGAGCGAGCGACAAAGGCGCGGCGCUCCACCGCGAUCGCGAAAAGGCACUUCAGGUGUCAUUAAGUACCAUUUCUACAAACGUUAUUCGUAGUUAAUUGAUUAGACUUCAUCGAUCUUCCGUCUAUAAGAUAGAACCGAGAAAAACUGCGAGAGAAAGAGAUAGAGAGAGAGAGAGAGAGAGAAAGAAAGAGAGAGAGAAAAAGCGCGACACUGAAGUCUCAGUUGUUCGAUGAUACGUAUACAUAUAUACAUGUUAUGGGCGGGAUCCCGAAGAGAACUUGUUACAGCUCGUUAGUAGCCCACCAUCACCCUCAUCUUGCGAUUUCUUAUCAUCCCCGAGAUUGCCAAUCCCGACGGGGGCUUCCCACAUCCCGCUCGCCCGCAACAAGGACUGCCCACGGUAUUUUGCUCUGACUUUACGAGUGAAUCAUGCGCGACUCCGGUUUAUUCACUGCGAAGGAGAAGAAAGAGAGGAGGAGAGGGAGGAGGAGGAAAACGGGGCGAAGACCUCGACGCCGGAGUUAAUCAUGAUUCGACGGAGUAGUGCAAUUUGAUGUCUGGAUCUGUUUGAUGUCUGUCCUAUUUUAGCCGAAGUGAAGAAUAAUGAAGAAUAGAGAAAGAAAGAAACGCGAGCCAAGGAGAGAGAGAGGGAGAAAGGUAGCUAGUCGACUAGCGAAGAGGUGACUGACAUGUAAAUGUUAAUCGCUUUUUUGAUGGUUCGCCCGAUAACUUCUUUUUCGUAUUUACUCGAGUAAUUCAGGUGCUACACUUGGACCACGAGUGCGUUAAACGUCGUUAAUCUCCGGACGAGAAUUCUUUAAUGUUGGCGUAACAGCGGCGCGCGUAUGAACACGAAAACACGUUUAGCGCAGAGAAGAUUAUCCGAGCUGAGUUUGUCGCGCGGUUCCGUUGCUUUUUUGUAAUGACUUGUAGUCGACUCAACUCUUACGCUUGCGUGACGUAUGGGUAAUUGCAAAAGUGCCUUACGAAUGAAUGACUCUUUACGCUUAAAUAAAUUGUACUCCUUCCUCCCGUUUUCUUCUCGCUAUUUCAUUUACGAACACUUUUCAUUGUCCGACGAGCAUUACUUUCCAUACAUAUAUAUUUACACAUAUAUUCAUAUUUUUUUCUUUAUAAGCGCUCAGAUUUUGUUUUGGAAUAUUGUCUUUUACGAAGUAGCUAGAAGUAUGUAGCCCGUUCUCGGCAAUGAUAUGCAAAGAUAGCUUAGAUCAAGAGAUUCAAGAGAGAAAUGGAGGGUGAGAGACGCUCUUAGUAUUUUUCGAUAAAUUUAUUUCGUCGGGAGCGAAUAAUGAAUGGCGGACGGUUGAAUUAACUGACAAAUAUUUUCCAGGACCGAAAUACGAACGAUAAUCAUGUCGAAUUGUGCGCGACACUCGAUGAAAGCGGUUCUCUUUUCGCGUACUCCCGACCGACUCGAGCGAGAAGAUCGAUAUAUCCGCUGUAGGGAACUUGAAUAUUUGAUGAGAGAGAGAGAGAGAGAGAGAGAGAGAGAGAGAGAGAGAGAGAGAGAGAGAAUCAGUAUCGGAACUCCGCUCUGUGUGUAUGGGGAUUAUUCCGCCUAGAGAGAUGACUAUUCCGAGAACUUUUU
Molecule: messenger RNA, 3918 nt
Organism: Dinoponera quadriceps
Lineage: Eukaryota; Metazoa; Arthropoda; Insecta; Hymenoptera; Formicidae
Gene: polo
Product: serine/threonine-protein kinase polo
Exons: 7
Coding region: 213-1940 (575 amino acids)
Biological process (GO): regulation of cytokinesis; mitotic cell cycle; protein phosphorylation
Cellular component (GO): spindle pole; cytoplasm; nucleus
Molecular function (GO): ATP binding; protein binding; protein serine/threonine kinase activity
Source: RefSeq, a predicted model, not a curated record